AUGCCGAAAAGAGGAGGUAGAAAGAGCCACCCUAGAAAAGAUAAAGGUGGGGGAGGUGGUGGUUCCAAUUUUGGACGGUUUAAAACCAAUAAGAAUAAGAAAAAGACAGGCAAAAGCUCAUCGAAAAAUCAUGGAACUCCUAGAUCGACAAAUAUUGAUAUCCCAGAAUUAAUGGAUCUCGAUGAUAAUGUAUAUAUUCCGGAGAUAGAUACAAAGGUAUCUCGGAGUAGUAUGAAAAAUUUAUCUAGAAGACCAGGACGUCGUCAUUUAUACGAAGAGGUUGGAUAUACGGAUAAGCACAUAGAGGAUACAUUAAGACAGCCAUUGCGUAAUAGACCUAUAGAAUUCGUUAAGGCUAGACAGGUAUAUGAUCCAAGUGCAGAUCUAUUCAAGAAGCUAGGUAAAAGUGGCAUUCCGAAGGUGCAUCAGGACUUACUCGAUAGCAUGAAUUCGCCACCACCGCAGGAGGCCCAUGUGCCCGAAUCACCGAUUUUGGAUAUUUUGUCGGAGGAAAGCGAAAACGAUGCUAUAAAUGACGUUGUGGCUCAUUUGGCAUCGUCGAAUACGUCGCUUGACUCAGAUUUAGUGAGUAGAGGUGAAAUAUCUAAGAUUAAUGAUGAGAGGGAGUCGGAUGAUGGGGAAGAGCAAAUAGAAGAAGAAGAAGAAGAAGAAGUAGAGGACGAAAACGAAAGCGAAGACAACGAGGAGCACAGAAUAGAAAGCCAUACUGAAUCUGAACAAGAUGAAGAAGAGGAAGAAAAGGAAGAGGAGGAAGAAGAGGAAGAGGCGUUUAUAAUAGAUGAUACUGGUGAUGCGGAGAUUCUAAAGGACCAUAAUCCUAUAAAGCCACAAACCUCAUUAUUAAUUCAAAGUAAAUUACCAAAAUCAUCAAACCAAAAUGAUUUCGAUAAUAUAGCAGGGGGUGUUGAUUAUGAUCCAGUUUUAAAUAUUGGAAAGGUUUCUUUACAAACGAAGAGAGAUGCAAAUGGCCAAUCCACUACGGAACUUAUGUCGGUCAACCAAUUGAAUAAGAUAUCUACAAAAGGCUUUAUUGAUGAAAACAAAAUGUUCCCUAACAUGGAAAAGAAUGUUUCUGACGUUUCUGAUGAUGAUUUUGGCGGAUAUAAAGAUUACAUUGCCCAAGUUAUGCGAGAUGGAAAGCUCGAUGAAGUCUCCGAUGAGUACGAGAGCGAAACUAAUUUCGAUAUCAUGGCUUCGUCUUCUGAUGAUGAUGAUGAUGAUGAUGAUGAAGACAAUGACGAAGGUGAAAAAGAUCCAUCGGAAAUUGAAUAUGGAUUUCUUCCCGAAGACUAUGAAUUCGAUGUUUCUCAAGUUUCAAUCUCAAACGUCAGGUUUGGUAUAAAGAAUCAGCUUUAUACAAGGUGUGCUGAGAUAACGGGAUCAGAUGACCAAUUUAUGUGGAUUGACGAGGACGACUUAGUUGACUACGUUUUACUGAAAGGUGUUAGAGAGCAUAGAUUAAACAGCUUUAUGAAGUUUAUUACGAAAGGAAUAAUAGAUGAAGAGGCAAUGGAAGUCCCCAACUAUUCUGAUGUGUAUAUUUCUGAGACUUCCGAAGAGGAAGAGGAGGCAAAUAGCGAAGACGAAAAUUUAGCAUCUAUGAUUGCUUUCACUAAAUCACAACAAAAGAGCUUCAUGGACUUAGAUAUUCCUUCGACCGAGAGAGUGAAAACUAAAGGCAAGGGUAAAAAGAAACAAUUAGAUCUCGAUAGAAUGCAACUAGAUAUAGAUAUGCAUGAAUCAUUGCAAGAUCAAUAUCAGGUUCAUCGCCAGGCUAAAAGAUCAAAGAAACAACGCCGCGAAGAUGCAAGAUAUGAAGAAGGAACUGCUAAGCAUGAUUUAUUAGUUAAAUAUCCUUACUCACUACAUAUUAAAGAUAUUUGCUACGAGUUUGAAACUUUCUUACACGAUACAUCUAGGGAUUCCAUGAGUUUUCCUCCAUUAGACCCCCAUGGAAAUAAAACAGUUGUUAAAAUAUCAAAUUUUUACAAUAUGAAAUCAUUAAAGUGUGGUACUGGUUUGAAACUGUUUGUUAAAGUUUCCAAAAAUAGAAAAACAUUUCACUACUUACCAAGAUAUGACCAAAUUGGUAAUGUUCUGAGACAAAGGCCAAUUUUCAAUAGAACAGAUCAAAGGAGACCUAAAGAUGAAAUCACUAGAUCAGAUGGCAAUUCUAAGAAAGAUAGAUCCAGGGGACGGAAUAAAUCACAAUCGAAUGUUCAAAGCAGAGAAGGAGAUAUCGUUGGUGCUUCUGCUCCAGAGAUUGACACCAAUAAUAUCGGGAGGAAAUUAUUGGAGAAAUUAGGUUGGAGUAAAGGAGAAGGCUUGGGUGCACAUGGAAAUAAGGGUAUUAGCGAACCCGUUGUGGCGAAAAUCAAAAAAUCAAAAACUGGUUUAAAAUAG
This is a messenger RNA of Debaryomyces tyrocola, 2424 nucleotides long. The record is from the annotation of a GenBank genome assembly. Lineage: Eukaryota; Fungi; Ascomycota; Pichiomycetes; Serinales; Debaryomycetaceae.